UUUCCCUUCCCCUCUCAUUUGUUCAGUCUUCCUUUGGCCAGAUGGUGGAGUUUGAAAUUGGUCAAAGGCUUCAUUGCAGAGAUAUCUUUUAACCUGUGGAGCGAAGGUCUAAACAAGCUUGAAAUCAAGAGUCUGAGCACCAUGAAAACAAUAAUUGCUGCCUAUUCCCAGAACCAGAGUGGGAGUCAUGCCAGCAUCCAGGCUGCCCUUUGGACUCUGCUUGAUGUGCCCUGGCUGUCCAAAAAGGAUUUCAAGGCCUGCAUCCAGCUGCUUGCAGUCCUCCAGUGGGUGCUCAGUUUCCUGCUGAUGGGAAUUGUUUUCCUGCUUCUUCUCAUCUAUUUGCUUUUCACCAAUUUCUGGCCUGUUCCUGCCCUCUACUUGACUUGGCUUAUUUUCGAUUGGGACACACCUGAGAAAGGUGGGAGGAGUUCUUCCUGGGUACGAAACUGGUUAAUCUGGAAUCAUUUUCGAGAUUAUUUUCCUAUUCAGCUGGUAAAGACUCAUAACUUGCUGCCAAGCCACAACUAUAUUGUGGGUGUCCACCCUCAUGGGAUUCUCUGCGUUGGUGCUUUCUGCAACUUUGUCACUCGUUCCACAGGCUUCUGUGAAAAAUUCCCAGGCAUCAGACCCUUUCUGGCCACCCUUGCAGGCAAUUUCCGCUUGCCUGUUUUCAGAGAAUACUUGAUGAGUGGCGGUUUGUGUCCUGUGACUCGCCGAGCAAUCGGGCACUUGAUUUCCAGGAAUGGCACUGGAAAUGCUGUGGCCAUUGUUGUUGGGGGGGCUGCUGAAUCACUCUCUUGCAAGCCAGGACUGACUACCAUAAUCCUUAACAAACGGAAGGGCUUUGUCCGGAUGGCACUGCAGCAUGGGGCCCACCUGGUUCCCGCUUUCUCUUUUGGAGAGAAUGACCUUUUCCAGCAGGUGGUAUUUGAAGAAGGCACCUGCAUGAAGAGCUUUCAAAACAGAUUCCAGAAACUUCUGGGCUUUGCUCCCUGUUUCUUUUAUGGAAGGGGCUUUACCUCUGUUCAUUCCCAAGGCUUCCUGCCUUUCCCCAGGCCCAUUACCACUGUCAUUGGGGAGCCUGUGACUGUGCCCAAGAUUGAGCAGCCAACCUGUGGGACAGUGGAUGCCUACCACGCGAUGUACGUGAAAGCUCUGCUCAAACUCUUCAAUGACCACAAAGUCCAGUACGGUCUGUCAGAGACAGCGGAAUUGCAGAUCCUGUGACUGAGGCCAAAGUCGCGGGGCAGGCGGCCCCUGAUCCUGAGAGUGUGUCUGCUUUCAGGCCUCUGAGCCGGACUUCAGGGGGUUGCUCUUUGGCAAAUGCUCCUGUCCUUCCUCUGGCACCUGAUGAUUCAUCUGAAAAACUGAACUUUUCCUCCUUUCUUCAUUUGCAGCAUAAAGGAGAGGCCAAAUCCAGGUUCAAGACCCAGUCCUAGCAGGGGAUGAUGUCAAGGCCUUGGUUGCAGCAUAAACAACAUAGUUUGGUUCACAUAGCUAAACUGGUUUCUUCACCCAGUACAGAAAGAACAGGAUGGGAUGUCUUGAAAUGUCUUGAGAGCAUUCCCUCCUGAAAUGUGCCUGUUUUCCUCCUGACGUGGUGCUGUUUUCAAAUUUCCCAUGGUUGAGAAAAAAGUGGGUCUUCCCUUAGUGCAGGAAACAGGGAGGCAGUUGUCCUGGAAGACCCGUCUUUAGGGAGACUCAAAUGUCAUAAACAGCCAGUUGGUCAUCAUCAGUACUUCUCCUGUGCUGGACUUCAGUUGUCUUCUUGACAAUGUGGCUGGGACAGAAAGAAGGUGCCUGCCUAAGCCAGUGGAUCUGGGUAUUAAGCAUGAAGAACGGCAGGUGACUGGGAGUUCCCUGACUAAGCCCAUGCACAGGGCAGCUGUCCUUUGCAAACCUGACUGAACAGUCAAGGGAAUGGGAAAAGGAUUUUCGUUUCUCUGGAAGCAUCCCAUGGAUCCCUAAAAAUUAACCCGUUCGUUGUAUUGUAAGCGUUCAGGCCUCUGAAAGUGGAGGCUCUCUGCCUGAGCCAGACUUCAGGGGGUUGCUCUUUGGCAAAUGCUCCUGUCCUUCCUCUGGCUGGAGCCCACUUUCGUCACAUUCAUGAAAUAAACUCUUAGCAAGAUUUUUCCCAGAACGGGCUCAAGCUCAUGACAGCUGUGAUAGAUCUACUAGUCUUCGAUGUGCCGCUGCCUUAUGAUUUUGCAGCUAACUUCUCUGUUGAUUGGGGCCCAUGUUAAUAGGCAUGUGUUGGGGGGUGCUAUUUGAAUUUUGACUUCAGCUACCAGAAUACCUUGGGCCAAUUGUGGCAAUGGUUGGAUACUGACAGAAUUUACUGCCACAGUAUAGAGCAUGGCUUUAAACAAGGAUGGGGAUGGAAAGGCCCAUCGAGGCUAUUAGUCCUGGUGGCUAAAUGCAGCCUCCAUUGUCAGGGGCAGUCAGACAGUACUGGUUGCAGCGACAGGCCUUGCUGGGCACCCCACAGGAUGUUGGAGCACCAUCAGAUUGAACCAGCACAGCUGCUCUGAGGUCCAGACCUCGGGUCACCCUGUGACCCACGUGCUGGCGGCGACUUCUUUAAAAACGGAGAGAAACGGCCUUCUCUGUCCUAGCAUCAAAAUAGAUCUGUUCAAGUACUGGGAGAGUGAGAUUUCCACUACUUGCAAUAGAACAAAAGUUUUCAGGAUUUCUGUAAUAAAUUGGUGCCAGAUAGAUAUUCUUUGUGUGAAGAGCAGACAUCUAAGGGCUGCAUUGUGUUGCUCAACUGACAAUUUGUAAAGACAGACCUCGUUUUCUUUGGCAAAGCAGGAGGCAGAAAAGAAUCCACUCUUCUGGCUCCACCGAGUGACAUUCAGUUUCAUUCCGGGGACUUUGUAAUCUCUUUCCAGGAGAUGAGAUUAUAGCUUUCUUUUCAAACUCCCCAAGAUAAUCCCAGGUGCCGUAUUGCCAUUCUGUGGCAAUACAGCUCAGAGAGACAUCACUAGGCUAGCACAUAAUUGUACGUAAGUGCCUUAGAACGUAAGUAUUUGGUCUCUUGAGAAGCAGAGCAGAUAAUGAUAAACAAAAGACAGUGGAGCAAUGGCCUCAGUCACCCACCUGUCAAUGUCAAACCUCCCCUUUACAUGUGGUUGGUGUAUUCAUGCCGCCAUGAUGUAUUCAGCCAUGCUUAUGCCUGUGCUCAGGGCUUUUUUUCUGGGAAAAGAGGUGGUGGAACUUAGUGGGUUGCUCUCGGAAAAAUAGUCACAUGGCUGGUGGCCCCACCCCCUGAUCUCCAGACAGAGGGGAGUUGAGAUUGCUCUCUGCGCCGCUCAGCAGCGCGGAGGGCAAUCUCAACUCCCCUCUGUCUGGAGAUCAGGGGGUGGGGCCACCAGCCAUGUGACCAUUUUCAAGAGGUUCUGGAACUCCGUUCCACCGCGUUCCUGCUGAAAAAAAGCCCUGCCUGUGCUGAUGCUUAAUAUUGCCCCAUCUGCUGCCCCCUCCAAGCAGCCCAAUAGCCUCAUUCUUCAAUACACAGAACGACUUGCACUGCCAGGAAUCUUUCCUCUUAUCCUCUCUGGUGCUGAGGGGACCAGAGACUGGGGCUAUGACCCCCUCCUUCUGAUACAAAUCCCAUCCUAAACUUUGCUGGGGUGACGUUGUUAAAGUCACAGUGUCAUAAAUUCCCCAUGACAUUUUAAGUUUGAUUUAUGACAAUAGAAGUGGUCCACUGGUAUCCUGUCCUUCUCUGGCUGGUAUAAUUGAAAGCUAGGACUGUGCUGUUAUGCUAGAUUUGCCUGGAUGUUUUUAUAUUGAUUCUUAUUGCUACUCACCCCGGGGCUUUGACUUUAGGUGGUCUGUAAACUGGAAAUGAAUAAAAUGGACAAGUGAA
This is a messenger RNA of Eublepharis macularius, 3871 nucleotides long. Its product is annotated as diacylglycerol O-acyltransferase 2-like. Lineage: Eukaryota; Metazoa; Chordata; Lepidosauria; Squamata; Eublepharidae. Gene Ontology annotation, biological process: lipid metabolic process. The transcript is spliced from 8 exons. Gene Ontology annotation, cellular component: endoplasmic reticulum membrane. The record is from RefSeq and is a predicted model, not a curated record. Bases 142 to 1227 code for a protein of 361 amino acids.